AUGACAGAUUUGAUGAACCAAUCUCAACACAUACAAAAGGUACUUGAAAAUUUCAAUUCUGAUCAAAUUGCAAGCAAUCGAUUGCGGUUAAAGGCCUCAAUUGAUGUUGUCAAAGUGCUUGCAUUUCAAGGACUUGCUUUUAGAGGACGAGAUGAAAGUUCUGAUUCAAUUAAUCGUGGGAAUUUUCUUGAAAUAUUGGAUUUGGUGGUAUCAUAUAAUGAAUAUGUUGCAGAAGCGAUAGAGAAAGCUCCCAAAAAUGCCUCUUACAAAUCACCCAAAAUCCAAAAGGAAAUCUUACAUGUAUUUUCAAACAAGGUGAAGAAGGCAAUUCGUGAAGAAAUUGGUGAUGCAAAGUUUUGCCUAAUUGUUGAUGAAGCUCGUGAUGAGUCAAUGAAGGAGCAAAUGGCUAUUGUUAUAAGAUUUGUAGACAAAGAUGGUUUUGUUCGAGAACGUUUUUUUGGGGUGGUUCAUGUCCCCGAUACUACGGCAUUAACCCUAAAAGAUGAAAUAUAUUCUAUCUUGUCACAUCAUAGUCUAGAUAUUCAAGAUAUUCGAGGGCAAGGAUAUGAUGGUGCAAGCAAUAUGCGAGGUGAGUGGAAUGGAUUAAAAGCUUUGGUUUCAAAUGAUUGUCCAUAUGCUUACUUCAUUCAUUGUUUUGCACAUCGUUUGCAAUUAGCAUUAGUGGCAGCAUCAAAAGAAGUUAUUCUUGUUCAAAGUUUUUUUAAUAGAUUAUCAUCUAUUGUCAAUGUUGUUUGUGCUUCACGUAAGCGUACUGAGCAACUAAAAAAAGCUUAUGCUGAUCAAAUUGCAUAUUUUGUUGAAAUUGGUGAGCUUGAAACUGAAAGAGGACUUAAUCAAAUUAGCACAUUACAACGAGCUGGAGAUACUCGUUGGGGUUCUCACUUGAGAUCGAUUUCUAGCUUGGUAAAUAUAUUUAGUCCAACAUGUGAAAUUUUACUUAAGAGAUCAUCAAGGAAGGAAAUACUACUUCCCAAUGAGAAGCAGCAUACUCAUGUUAUCAUGCUAUGA
Quercus lobata is the source of this 1029-nucleotide messenger RNA. RefSeq names its product zinc finger MYM-type protein 1-like. The transcript has a single exon. Bases 1 to 1029 code for a protein of 342 amino acids. NCBI's taxonomy places the organism in Eukaryota, Viridiplantae, Streptophyta, Magnoliopsida, Fagales, Fagaceae. The record is from RefSeq and is a predicted model, not a curated record.